UGCCACCACUCUGUAGCAGUGAGUGGCUGCAACAAAAGCACAGAAUAACAUCUCAGCUCCUCUCCUCUGCUUUUUCCCCUCACUGCAUCUCCUCUUCCUCGGUGCAGAGAACUCCACACAACACAGCAGAGCCACACGGAACUGUCGUCGCAAGUACAGCCACUGCCUGCCAUCAACAAGUUAGGGAUGAAGGACCUCAAGCAACGAAAGAGGAAUGCGUGAUCUUCAAUUAACCAAUUGAGCUGACAUCAUUGCGGUGGAAAAGGAAAAAGGCAGCUAAGGGACGGAGGGAUCUGCUCAGCGGUGCUGCUUUGGAUGCAAAUCAUCAACUUCGAAUUUAAGGAUUCUUGGAAGGCAAAUAAUGCUGGUCUUUUCUUAAUCUAGGAAUUGAAUAGCUGGACUGACAAAAGAACAGACUGGGGGAAAAAAAAGAGGGAAAAAUCAGCAUCCCAGGACAUGGAAUUCCUGAAUUUGGUUCAACUGGGGGGGCUCAGCACUUCUUUAUUUCUGAAGAGCUUGAUUCCUUUUGUAUUUACCCAAAAGGUUUUUUUCCCUUUGGAUUUUUCUUCCAUCUGGCUGCACCAAAAGUCUGUGGAAAAAGACAGUUGAAUGCAGCCUCCGAUGUACACAAAAGAAUGGGUUUCCAUUCAAGGUGGCCAUUGGUGGGACAAGCACCAGCGGCACUUUGUGUGAUCAGCAUGCUACUGUGCCUCCCUCCUGUGUCAUGCACAACCUGCCCCCAGAAAUGCCGAUGUGAAGACCUGCAGUUUUACUGCGACACACAGGGGCUCCUGGCGCCCCCAGACGGUGUGGAUAAAGGGGCCCUUGGACUUUCGCUCAGACACAACAGCAUCAGCGAGCUCAGCUCAGACCAGUUCUUUGGCUUCACCCAGCUCACUUGGCUUCACCUGGACCACAACCAAAUAACCACCGUGCAUGAGGAUGCCUUCCAGGGGCUGUACAAGCUCAAGGACCUUAACCUGAGCUCAAACCGCAUCACCAAGCUGCCAAACACAACCUUCAUCCACCUCAUCAACCUGCAGAUCUUGGAUCUCUCCUUCAACCAGAUGACAGCUCUGGAGCCUGAGCUCUUUCACGGGCUCCGGAAGCUCCAGAUCCUACACCUGCGGUCAAACUCGCUGCGCACGACGCCUGUGCGGGCCUUCUGGGACUGCCGGAGCCUGGAAUACCUUGGCCUGAGCAACAACCGGCUCCGUAGCCUGGCCCGGAACGGCUUCGCCGGGUUAAUUAAGCUGCGGGAGCUCCAUUUGGAACACAAUCACUUGACCAAGAUUAACUUGGCGCACUUCCCUCGUCUGGUCGCCCUCCAGUUCCUUUAUCUUCAGUGGAACAAGAUCAACAAUUUAACAUGCACCAUGGAAUGGAAAUGGACAACUCUGGAGAAACUGGAUCUCACUGGGAACGAGAUACGUGUACUCACCCCCGAUGUGUUUGAAACUUUGCCCAACCUCAAGAUCCUGCUGCUGGAUAACAACAAACUGUCCAGUCUCGACACACAAACCAUGGAUAUGUGGAAAUCCCUAAAUGCGAUUGGGCUGUCGAGCAACCUAUGGGAAUGUACCAAACGGAUCUGCAAUUUGGCCACUUGGCUGAGCACCUUUAAGGGUCGAUGGGAGCAUUCUAUCCUCUGUUACAGCCCUGAGUACGCACAGGGCGAGGAAAUACUGGAUGCCGUUUACGGAUUCCAACUUUGCCAAAAUUUCUCGGCCCCGGUCGUACUGACUAGUAGCAGCACGGAGGCCACGCUCCCAGAGAUCACAAGCUCUCUCUUUGGAAAUAUGCAGACCCCUACGCAAGACUUCUAUGCAGAGGAUUUUGGGAGCUUUACGAUUGUCACCACUACUACCACCACGACCCAACCCCCACGCACUGCCCUCGCUACUACCAUGACGGUGGAGGGGGCAGAUGUUACAGAGGACUACUCUGCGAUGGACAACACCGUGCUGACCCAGAGGGUCAUAAUUGGCACCAUGGCUCUGUUGUUUUCCUUCUUUCUCAUCAUUUUUGUAGUGUACAUAUCAAGAAAAUGCUGCCCUCCCACUCUGAGGCGUAUCCGCCAUUGCUCGGCCAUUCAGAACCGACGACAGAUGAGGACCCAGCAGAGGCAGCCAAUGGCGGACCUGGCCACACAGGUGCCCUAUAACGAGUACGAGCCCAGUCACGAGGAGGGUGCACUUGUGAUCAUCAAUGGCUACGGGCAGUGCAAAUGUCAGCAACUGCCUUACAAAGAGUGUGAAGUAUAAACUCUAUUUAUUCCUGCAGUUUCUGGGUUUAACCAUUUGUCCAUUUCAAAAAAGAUACAGGGUUUGCUUUUGGACUUUUUUUCCCCUUUUCAGUUUGUAUGAAGGAGGAGUAUUUCUUUAAAAUUGUUAGCUUUGGAAAUCUAGAAAGCUUGAGAUGACUGGGAUGAAUUUGAAAAGAGGAUAUAUAGAAAAAUCCACAAGUUUAUUUUUGUAAUACAAAUGCAAAGGUUCAUAUCUAGCUGGGGCAAUCAAUCUCAGCAGAGAAAGUUCGGAUGCGUCACCGCAUCACCAGUUUGUGUACUAUGUAUUCUGCAGCACAGAGGAGAUGAGAAAUCUAUAGCCAAACCGCCUGGAACCCUGUGCUAAAGAAAACAGUUUAUAAAAUGACAUAUCUUCUGAUAAAUGGUGAUAUUUUAUUUCAUGGAAAAAUAGUGUUACAUAUGCUGAGCAGUGCAAAUUGAAAAGGAUUUAAAAAAACAAACAAAAAAAAAAAAAAAAAAAAACUAUACUUUUGGUGCACGUUAGCAACACUAUAGAUCUCACUCACAUAUUCACUUUUGGGGAGAGGAAACCAAAAAAAAAAAAAAAGAAAGAAAAACAUCAGAUGGACACAAAGCAUAUUUUUUAAGAUCACAUUUUCUAAAUUGAAAACAAGUACCGUUACAAAUUGAGCCACAUAAUGAAAUUUAGUUUUGAACAGGGAAUUCAACCCACUCAACAUUAUUUGGCUUCCUCAUGUGGCAGAAAUGAUCGUUACACUUUGAUCAAGUCUUAAAUCUGAACUAAUGAGAACACUUAACUGCCUUCCCGUUUCUGCAUUUGGUUAAAUUCAAUAAACUCUGUCGGCUUCCUUGAAAUCUUAAA
This is a messenger RNA of Puntigrus tetrazona (Sumatra barb), 3128 nucleotides long. Its product is annotated as leucine-rich repeat transmembrane neuronal protein 2-like. Gene Ontology annotation, cellular component: extracellular matrix. The transcript is spliced from 2 exons. The record is from RefSeq and is a predicted model, not a curated record. Lineage: Eukaryota; Metazoa; Chordata; Actinopteri; Cypriniformes; Cyprinidae. The coding region runs from base 636 to 2264 and encodes 542 amino acids. Gene Ontology annotation, molecular function: protein binding.